AAUCGGUGCUACCACAUACAUAUUUUUUCAGCUAACUAAUUCUGCAAGAGUAGAAUUUGUUUUUCUAUUAUCGGUGGUUUUAGAACUUGCACAUACUUCAGGCUAAAAAUAACAAAUCCGGAAUGCCGCGCGACUAUGACAGGGAUUACAACGAGGACGCAGCGGACUACAAGCGAAAACGACGCGACGAGGAACCAACGGCGACCGGUGCACCGGAGACUCCGGAGGCGGAUGGCGGCGGACACACCACCAGCCAUGCUACGCUUCGGGACACGCCCCAGCUAAACGAGAAGACGAACGCAUACCUACAGGAGUGCCUGCUGGAGAAGAAGACGCUAGAGAAGAUGCACAUCAUUACUAAGCGGCUGCUUGAUGACGAGGUGGAGAAGAUCUUAGUUAGUGGCCGCAUACCCAAGCCCGAAAUUUAUGCUAACGUGUACAGCGAAAAACCAAUUCGCGUGGCCCAGAAAGUCCUAUUCCCCAUUAAGGAGUACCCCAAGUUUAACUUCGUUGGCAAAAUCUUGGGCCCUAAGGGCAACACAUUGCGCCAGCUGCAAGAGGAAACCAUGUGCAAGAUGGUGGUGAUGGGACGCAACUCGAUGCGAGACCAUGGCAAGGAGGAGGAGCUACGCAGCUCCGGAAAUCCAAAGUACGCCCAUCUAGGCCGGGACUUACACGUGGAAAUAUCCACGGUGGCACCACCGGCAGAGGCCUAUCACAGGAUCAGUUAUGCGCUGGGCGAGAUCCGCAAGUUUAUGAUACCCGAUGCCAACGACGACAUUCGGUUAGAGCAACUGCGUGAGAUGGACGGCAAGGACCGGAUGUACAAGAAGUCUCACCACUAUUCUAAGUCGUAUGGCGACCAUGGCGCCUACAGUUCUCGCACUCCUCCCCCUGCUUCUUCAAAGCCCAAAGUUUAUUCAAUUCUGGAGAAGGCUCGAUAUGUGAUGGACGAUCCCAACUAUGGCAUCGUCAAAACGCAUAGUAGAUCACGGGACCAUGAGCUUUACGAUCACCACGGAGAAUACGAUCGCUACGCCACACCUCCACCCCAGACAUCGAAGCACUCGACCCACCACGCCCAGUAUGACAGCAGCUCCUACGAGCGCGACUACCGGCGUGAGUAUCACCCCCACUCGUCCUCCUCUUCCUACGCGGCGGCCUAUCCAGCAAAACCAAGCAACGGUCGUUCAUCAUCGUCAUAUCGACCAACCACAUCGGGCUCGGGAUCGCAUUCAUCUGCUCACUACGAAACUGGAUCCCGAUCUCGUGAAAGCGUGCGUUAUCGCUCGGCUCCAUAUCCGAAAAUACGUUAACCCAUCGAUUUACCAAAUUCCCAAGAAACCAACCCCAACAACAACCACAACUAAACAAAGUUAAGCAUAAAGUAUAAAAUAUAUUUCAAACAAAUUAUCAACAAUGUUUAAAGUCAACAAUCCGAAUAUGCACACCCAUUAAUAUACUAUCUAAACGAAAAUCAAAUAAAAAACCUAAAUUUGUAUUAAAAUUGUUGUCCAGAAUAUGAAUUGUGUUAAAAAAAAAGAAAUGAUCAUCAAUGCAACAAGUUUUAUCCUCGAAAUGAUUGUAAACAAAACCUUCAAACAAAUUAAUGCUAGUUAAAGCAAAUACAAAAAUGAGAACAAAACACAAACAAAAACCCAAAAACAAUAAAUUAAUCAAUGCGUAAUGUUUAGACUAAGCUUUGGAAAUAUUGUUUCAUAAGAUUAUGAAUAUAAAACCCAAAAAUAAAAGCAAAAGAAAAAAAAACAAAUAUAUGCCCAACGACAAAGUAAGUAUCGCCUGCGGACCGAAUAAUUAACAACAAACACUGAGCAGCAGUUAAAAAAAUUAACCAUUUACCGGCUUCGUUAUUAAUUUCCAAGAGCAAUGAGUAUUGUGAAACGUUCAACGUUGUCGUUUAUAACAAUGAUUUCCGUUUAUUUUGUUUGUUUUCUUUCGAACCAACAAUUGUUUUUAUCUUAAAUAUUAUUUUUAACAAUAAAUCAUUAGACCGAUUAGAACUGAAUAUGUUUGCCGCAAAAAUAUCCUUAAAUAAAGAAAAGAAUAAUAAUCGA
This is a messenger RNA of Drosophila eugracilis, 2075 nucleotides long. It is a transcript of the gene qkr58E-1, whose product is annotated as KH domain-containing, RNA-binding, signal transduction-associated protein 2. The transcript has 5 exons. Gene Ontology annotation, molecular function: mRNA binding. Gene Ontology annotation, biological process: regulation of alternative mRNA splicing, via spliceosome. Gene Ontology annotation, cellular component: nucleus. Bases 123 to 1316 code for a protein of 397 amino acids. Lineage: Eukaryota; Metazoa; Arthropoda; Insecta; Diptera; Drosophilidae. The record is from RefSeq and is a predicted model, not a curated record.